GGCGACGAGCCCGAGCCGGUUCGCGGAAUUCCAACUACCCAGCUCGGCCUGGGUCGCGCAACUUCCCGUCCACUUCGUCGUCCUGGCCGCGCUCUCCUUUUCUCGACCUCUUGCACCUUUCCCCAUUGAAUCCUUCGCGGAGCUCGCGUGCCCCCGAAACAUUCCACCAAGGAAACAUUCUUCUUCGCCUCCUCGGCGCGAAGCAACGAAGCUGCAGCCGGCAGCCCCCCUGUGAAGUUUCGCCGCGUGCCCGCCCACCUCUCCCCCGAUCCGAAGACAUCCUGCUUUCUAACCCCUCCUCCCGUGGAUCUGCGCGGCCACGGCGAUGGAGAACCAGCAGCAGCAGCAGCAGCUGCUCGAGGUUUGCCGCUCCAUUCCCCCCACGCGCCCUAUGUUCUCGAAACAUGCUUCGCACCAUCUGCCCGCGCGGUUUCCUGCCCCUUGUUCAUGUGCGGAUGGGUCAACGGUUUGCAGUCUCGUUGCAUAUGGUUGUCAAAUUUACGCCCAUUUUCCCUUUUUUUGGGGCUCCGUUCCGAUCACUAGGGAAUUUCUAGCCUUGUCUGAAGUUUGAUUCGGUGAGGAUGCUCUCCCAUAGCAAAAGCAGGCUCUAGCCACAUUCAUGUGUUGAUUAACCUGAAGCCCUGAAGUAAUGUAGUAUGGACUUAGCACCAUGCUAUAUCCAAUCCAAGGUCCGGUUAAGGAUAUUAUAAGUAAGUUAAGACUUAGGACGCAUAUACCUAUGGUAAUUGAAUCACCCACUACAACAGCGUGCACGGGGACUAAAUUCUACCUUCUGCGCAAAGAGUUUCUGAAAUAUCUAUUUAGCCACUCAAAGUAGUGGGUAAUGUGCAGAUAUGCAGUUUGCCUUUAGAGGAACUUGCAAAUAUGUAGUUAGCUAGUCGUUCAGUGAAGUAACUGCAAAUAUGGGUUGGAACUUAAAUAGAAGGUUACUUUGACACUGAACAUCAGUCCCAAUAAAGGAAUGCAGUAUCUUACUUUUCUUUUAUGUAAUAUGGGUACUGAUCGGAGUUCUCGGUGCACUAAAGCCUGAGGGAAAAAGACAUUGGAGAGAUACUCGACCUGUACAACAUCCAAUUCUUUGGCUCAUCCAGAAGUACGAUAGUCCUCAUAUUUUGUGGAUCAGUAGAUUAAAUGAUGACACAGCACAAAUCAAGUAGAGCAAUGUGUCACAUCCAUACCAGAAGAUCAUGAGGCCACUUGUUGGGGCUGUGGGCUUCGGCUUGUUUUUGCAAGCUAUGCUCCUGUCUUUAAGUGUGGCUGGUGUGGAGCAAUUACACAAAGCAACCCAACUUCAAGAAAACCUGACAGCAUAUGUUUUUCUCACUGGAGGCGUUUACGGGACUGGUUCUUUGUGACCGUGCUCAUUCUCUUCAUGGUCUUUGUUAUAUGUAGGUUCCCUGGCUCUAGCCAUCAGCUUCAGAUUUAACUUACCGUAGUUGUUUGUUUAUUCGUGCAUGUUAUGCUACUAAUAUUUUCGACUUGCUUCAUAUUAUUGUUAUUUGUUGGUCAGUUGUUGUUUUAUUUAGCCUUUCCUUAUCGCUUAACAGGUGGUGGGGUCUGGGCAGUAUAUCCUAUUGUUUUCUCAAUCAGCAAUUUUUGGGGCAUCUUUCAUUGCAUAUUAACAGCUUUCUUGGCUGCAUUUACCAUCACAAGUUAUUGUUUGGCCUCUUUUAAAUCUGCUGGUGCACCAGCAAAUAUACGGUGGGGCAGAUAUCCCAUGGUCGAGAAAAGUGAUCUUGAGAACUAUACCUUUUGUACAUACUGUAGUAAACCAAAGCCCCCGAGAGCACAUCACUGUCGAUCUUGUAAAAUGUGUGUGGUGGACAUGGAUCAUCAUUGCCCAUUUAUCGGCAACUGUGUGGGAGCAUCAAAUCACAGAGCUUUUGUCAUUUUUCUCAUCUCAGUGGUCAUUAGUUGCACUUAUGUUGCUAUAAUGACCAUAUACUCAAGUUAUCAUAUAUGGCCCUCUGUUGAUUUCCCAAAUCUAGCAUCAUCUCGUCAUUCAAUGAAUUCUAUGAAAAUGCUGUUGGAGAUUAUCACUACCUUAGCGAGCUCUGCAUUCUUCUUGUCUGCAAGGGGUGUAGUGCUGGUAUAUCUGGCUUUUGCUAGUUUAUCGGUAAAUGCUGGUAUAUGUGUGUUGCUGUGUCAGCAGCUUAGUUAUGUGUAUGAAGGAAAUACAUAUCUCGACCGUUUAAAUUCGGCGAAUGUCAUGCAUAGAGAGAGAGGGUUGCAAAACCUUGUUAGAUUUUUUGGGUGCCCCUACUCAAUUUCCAGAGUUUUGUUGCGAUGUUCAAACACUGGCAAGUUGCAGGACAAUUCAUGGUCAAAACUUCUUUAGAGGUUUCAGUGCUACUCUGUAAAUCCCGCCAACUGAGACUUGUAUGGGAACUAUUUGCAGUCAAGAUGGUUCUGUCACUACUACAAGGUUGAAUUUCGGUUGGCCACCCUAUAUAACUAGUUCAUAUAACUGAAGUUGUUCAGGAACGGAAUACUCGUACAUGAUAAUUAUUUGCUGGAGGAAGGCAUUAAUUCUUCAGGUGGAUGUUUCUCCCACAUUGAUUUACUACGGAGUAGAACAGUUUCUGCAGAUGCUAAAAUACAACGUGGCCUACGUAUUCAUUGCCUGCAGAUAAUCAUAAGACUACUCCCAAUGGGUGGUAUCAUCCACAUUUAUUUGGUGUCACAUAGGAUUUUCUUAUGAGAUGGCAUGGAGUUAAAGAAGAGAGAAAAGAAAGUUGAGAUGCAUUGUGUUAUCAUGUGACAUAAUUGCUCACAGCAUAUGUAACAAUUAAAUGACUUAGGAAGCCUAGGAAACAACAAUAAGAUAUCAUACAUUGGAGAGGUUGUAUCGAGAAAUCUAGUUAUUACAUUGGAUUAGGAGUAGUCUAAGGUGCUCAUGGCCUUUUCAAUAAAUUGCAAUAUCUGAAAUUUUGCUCACCA
Messenger RNA from Phragmites australis (common reed), 2961 nucleotides. Its product is annotated as protein S-acyltransferase 11. NCBI's taxonomy places the organism in Eukaryota, Viridiplantae, Streptophyta, Magnoliopsida, Poales, Poaceae. The coding region runs from base 1481 to 2359 and encodes 292 amino acids. Gene Ontology annotation, molecular function: palmitoyltransferase activity. The transcript is spliced from 4 exons. The record is from RefSeq and is a predicted model, not a curated record.